CUCGCCCGGCUGGCAACACGGUGCCUCCUGACUCCUGCGAGAGGGUGCCACCGCCGUUGGCCCCGCCAGUGACACUCGAACACAAAGCGGGUUCCUGUCAACAUCGCUGCCACUGAGGCUCCUGCAGUCGAUCCCCAGGAACGUCGUUCGGCCAAAAUGAUCGCCAUGACUCAAAUCGUGGCGAUGCUGUGGGCGGUGACGGCCGUGGUGGGCGCCGCCGCCAACGAGCCCCUCAACCGCAGGGCAACUUUCCCCGCUUCCUCCAGUGAAACAAAGCAGGUCGACCAGCAACUGAGCGCCAUCCUCAGCACCAUCACCGAGAACCACAACCAGCUGCAGGCCACCAUCCGGGACAUCGGGCGCAUGGUCCGCCGAACCCACCGCGAGAUCACUGACCUCCGGGAGGACACUGACCUCAUUUUGGGCAAGAUGUACAAGCCCUCGUGUCAGGACAUCGCCGAGGGGCAGCCGGAUCACAUCGCGGGGAAGAACCAGCUCACAACGGAGGGCGUGUAUACCAUUCGGCCGCCCAAGUUUAAGCCCAAGAAGGUCCGCUGUGAACUCGGCCGCGGAGCCAUAGGAUGGACGGUCAUCCUGGCCAGGAACGACGGACGCGAGCCGUUCAACCGCACUUUCCAGGACUACAAGGAUGGCUUCGGAGAUCCUGCGCAGGACCACUGGAUCGGCCUGGACAUGCUGCACAAGCUGACCACAUGGGAGCCUCACCAACUCCGAGCUGUGAUGGAGGACUUCGACGGGUCCAAGACCUGGGUUCAGUACAAUGUGUUCAGAGUGGACGGGCCAGAGGAAGACUACAAGCUGACGGCGGAGGAGUUCGAGGCUGACAGCGCCGCGGGAGAUGGCCUCAGCAUCCACAACGGCAUGAAGUUCUCCACCUACGACCACGAUGAUGACACCAAUACGGACGGCAACUGCGCCAAGCUCUUCGGCGGAGGCGGCGGCUGGUGGUAUAACAACUGCUACCACGUCCUCCCAACCGGCAAGUACCGAAACACCGGCGGUAGCGAGUACGGGGGAGUGGCCUGGUACCCUUGGAGGAACGUCAAACACUCCCUCAAGAGCCUCACUCUGCUGAUCAGGCCGAGAUAUUAGACUCCUGAGUAGCAGAGAGCCUUCGUGUUUUUUCUCGCGUCGGCUGGCGGGGAGGAAGGCAAGAGGCUAGGAUGUAAACACUGUGCACAUUUUGAAACUCUCCCAGGCUUUUUUUUUCCUUUUACUUUAUUAUUUUUUAUCAUAAUUUCUUGUUUUCUAUUUUUGGCACAAGUUUCAUGUGUACGUUUGGGCUGAGAGUAUUUCUCUUUUGUAUGAAGAGGGAUCUAUAAUUGUCUUAUGGAAUAUUUCUGUGAUUUUUAAAAAUGAAAAUGGAUGAUUAACGCAUGUUUUUUUUUUUUAAGUUUUGGUACUGAUUUUUUGCAGAGUGAAAAGAUGUUUAGCAAUGUAUUCAUCUAUAAUGAUUUCAGAUUUCAAAGAUAUGUGUAGUUUUAAAGUUCACUCCAUGUAGACUUGCUAUUAAAGACUUUAACAAACAGAA
Penaeus vannamei (Pacific white shrimp) is the source of this 1552-nucleotide messenger RNA. Its product is annotated as ficolin-1. Lineage: Eukaryota; Metazoa; Arthropoda; Malacostraca; Decapoda; Penaeidae. The record is from RefSeq and is a predicted model, not a curated record.